GAUCCGGAGAUGGGAGGGAGAGCGGGGUCGGGGCAGCGCUGCGCGCUCGGACUUAGGGACGGACAUCAGCCCCGGGCUCGCGCUGCAUCGUGCGCACACGCGGGGCUCCCACGGACACGCGUUUGCACGCACUCGUGUGCGUGUGUGCACGAAGGUCGGAGCCGGGAGCUUGGAGCGAAAGCAGAUGCACGGCACACGCGUAGAUCCACAUGCGCUCAUCUACAUGCACCUAUUCACGUGCACGCCGCUCACGCUUGCACAUCCACGCGUGUGCACACAUCCACAGGCACACAGCCGUGCACAGCCGGGAUCCAAGACCAGGGAAGGAUCGGUGCUGGUGUAGCCAAACUGCAGUACUUUUUGCAGCCUCUCCUCGCUGAGGGUUGCCCCGAGGAGUGGUCGCAGAGCAAAUACACAGGAAUUGAUUUAGGCACUCCGGAGAGGAGCCACGGGUGGAAAUGAACCGUGGAUCUCCUGGUGGUGAGGAUCAGGAGGGCCUUUCUGCAGCAGCAGCGCAGUGUGGACCCACACCUCUGCUCCCAAGUAGGUUUGAGUUCCUGCUCAUGAGCAGAAGCUUUGCAUUCGUGGCCGCAGGGCAGAGCAAAGUAAAGCAGGGCACAGAGCGGAGAAGAUGUGAGCGUUCAGAUGCUGGAGGGAAGAGUGAUCCCAGCUGGGAAUACAUUGGGAACGCCGACUGCCAGCGCUGCUCUGCGUGUCAGGGAUCCCUGGGAUGUGUCCUGCCGGACCCCUCACAGUGUGCCUGAGAGCACUGAGCUCCUGGCAGCCCCCGCAUCCCUCCCCGCCUCCACUUUGGCAGGGACUGUUGGAGGAACAAAAGGAAAGGAGCCAAAUUCUGAGUUUGAAUUUGAAUUUGUCCGUGUGAGACGCAGAGCUGGGGGAUUCCCUUCCUCUUCUCUGGGCUGAUGUGCGAGGCGCCUGGCUGCCGUCCCUUCUCCUGCACCCUGCUACCCUGCACUGCUUCACACAGGCAGGAAUUCUCCCAGGAAACCCCCGAGCUCCCCACGCCUCCUCCCCCUCCAAGGUAGCGAAAAGCUGACAUUAGAAAUCCGUUCCCCGUUUUAAAUUUAGACGCCUGCGUGAUCUCGAAUUUGGAUUUACUAAUUAUUCGCAUCUGGUUCCUAUCAAAAAGUUGAGCAAUGCAGAUGUCCUGAUUUCAGCAUCGGCUCGGAGGGGUCGCAUGGAAUUUGCCCUUCGUUGCCUCGUUACACAACGGGGCUGAGUCCCUUCCCAGGCCUGCCCUGAGCACGGUGCCCAUCCACCCCGCAGCAUCGCCUCGCUCCGGUUGGCUGCCGCUCAUUUCCCCGCUGUGGAGAUCAGUCUAAUUAGCAGAGUAAAUCUGGGUAAGGCGAGCUCUGGUAAUUAGUGAUCAGUGGGAUGUUUCCACGCACUUUCUUCGCCUUGAGGGUAAGGAGAGAUGGAGCAGAUGGCCCCGUUUUGGGAGCAGGGAGGGAAGUCGAGGUGAAGGGGUUGGGAUGGGUAAGAGGACAGAGCUGUGUGUCUGCUCACUGCCAUCCCAUGUUCUGUUUCCAAGUGGCAUUGGUGACCACAAUGCCUGCAGGGACACUGGGAACCGAUGAACUGUCACCUCUGGGCCAUGGGCAGAGGGGGAAUGGCCACGUCUGGGGGCUGUGAGUCCUGACAGCACCUCAGGAGGUCACCUAAAGGUGGGACCCCAGCCCAGGGCUGGAGCUGGGACCUUCACUCCAAGCUGUGAUUAUCACAGAAAGCUUCCGCGGGGAAGCUUAAUUAAUGAUGAUUGAUUAAUGGGUGGCCCCAGCAACAGCUGGAGAUGGGGAGCUGGAUUUUGUCACCGUGCUGGGAACGUGUGGGCAGGGUGUAGAGAUUUACUCACAGGAGGGGGACUUCGUGCUGGUGGGAUGGUGAGUGGGGCUGGGGGGUGAGGAGGGAUUUCUUCUGCUCAGAGAGCCCCAGAAAGAUGCAGGGCUGCUUUUGAUCUUUUUGCUGCUGUCUGGACACCUGUGUAGCUAAGGAGAGAGAUUUGGAGGAAGAAGAACAGGGAAGUGGGAGGGAUGUGGCUGUGGGGUGUAGCCAGGCUGGGAGCGAGUUCAUCAAACCAGGACUGCUGGAAUACAAAAAGACAGUUGGCAAAUGGGAGCAGAAGAGCUGGGGUGCUUUGCUGGAGAGCAGCUCUGCCUCGAGACAGCUGGAGGUGAGGAACCAGCAGAGGCUGGGGCCCUGCAGUGCUCUGGGACCUGCAGGUGCUGCUCAGGCACAGCAGCCACGACGAGGGCUGUCAAUGGGAGCUGGGAGGGAGGUGAGGAUGGGAGGAGGGCAGAUCCCAGCGCUGGGGUCAAGGUUAUGCUGAUGUGCGUUGUUUUUAACCAUCGUUUCUCAGAGCAGAUUGCUCUCUCCUCACUUCCACUGCUGGGUGGGAAGCCCCUGGGCUGUGCUGUGCAUCCCUGCACCCAUGGGUCUGUGCCGCCCUGCUGCCCCUUUCUGCACAGAGGGCCUUUGAGGGGAGCUCAGCCUCAUCAGGCUUUGGGACCACAGGAGCUGAGAAGUGAUCUGAGCUGUUUUCAUUGCUGCACGUGGCCAGCAGUGCAGCGCAGGCUCUGGGAGGAUGGCCCUGCUGUGCCCACAGAGGAUGCUCAGGGUCCUGGGGAGGCUGAGAGCGGUGGCAAACUCUCCCUGCAGUCAUUGGGGUGUGUUGGAGAUCUCAUCCAUCCCAGCAGCCUUUAAAUGGGCUUUGCUGGGUGAUGGGGUGAUGGGUUUCAACAUCGGCUCCUGCAAAUCAGGAAAGCAGCAUUAAAGUUGCAGAAGUCAGGAGUUGGAAGUGCCACAGUGUUUCUCAAAAAGAAAUGGGAAAAUGAUGCAUUUUCGGUUUGUUGGUGAUUUCCUGAGCUUCUGCUCCCACCUGGGCCCCUUCCAUCCCUCUUCAUGCCCAUAGGGAACACCUGGGCUGUGCCUGCCAGCCUCCAGGAAGGACCACGGAGAAAGGACAGAUGCGAUGCUUGGCAGAUCCUGAUGUCUCCCACCUGCAAAAGGCAGCAGCAUCUCUCCUCCCCGUGAAGGCACAGGUUGUACCUUCCCCAUUUGCUGAGGGCUCGUGGUGCGUUCCCAGGAGCUGGGGGUGAUGCUGAUUGUAUGCACACUGCCAUCCCCUUUUGCACGCUCCUUGUCCAGAGGGAGGUUUGAGGACUAAAUAUGACUCUUGAUAGACUGUGGCAUGCUGCAAAUUCACACGGACAGCAUCGUCUCAGGGCAGAGCAUCCUGGGGCACCCAGGUCCUCCAGGGGCCGUCCCUUAUUGUCUGUGCGUCGGAUGCACUGCAGUUGGGUGCCCAAUUUUCAAAGCAUCUCCACGCAAAGGAGGGAGCAGAGGAUCGGGGUGGGAGGACGGCGAUGCGCCUUCACGGUGAGGUGGAUUAGAAAAAGAUUUGCGUUUAUUUUCACGACAGCCUCGUUGCUGGGAUUGGAAGCUUAACUUCGAACCUGGCAGCGCUCAGCGACGAUGCUAAAGGCAUUUACAUUUCUAUACCUCUCCCCGAGGAAACCGGAGCCCUCAGCACCAGGCAGGUUUGGCCAAGGAAUGGGAUGAGGUGGCAGGGAGUGGGGCUGCCCCGCAUCCCCAGGCUGUGCUCCCCCCAGCGGUGCCACCACGACCCCCAUUGCUGCACCCAAACUUUGCCUGGCUCAGCUGCCUCCGCUGCAUUGACACGACUGCGGGCGCGUCGGUGUCUGCCAGCUCCUGAAUUUGAUGGCAAGGCUGAAUUUUUAUGUUCCCCCUCCACAUAUCCCCCUCCCACCCCCCUCUUUGAGCUUAUAUAACCUUGGGGAUUCUAUUAAUAUAAGUAAUGGUUUUGAACUCUGGGAACAACCAUCUCCAGCGAUGCCGCAACUUCUGGAUGCGGGCAGCUGUUGGGUGGCACAGAGAUAAAGGGCAGCGGCUCCAGGGGGGGAGGCAGAGGGAUAAACGGGGGCUUCCAACGAGGAGCCCGCCUCCAGGGAUUGGGCAGCACCCGGAGCAGGCUGUGAUUGUGCCUCGUUGUGUGCCAGGCAUCCGCCAGCCCGUGCUUUGGCUGACAGCCAUUUCCAAUGGGAAAUCGUGGGAAGAGCAUCCCGGCCCCACGGUGGUACCUUAAAGGGAUGCAAGGGGAGGGGAGUGGGGGGUGGUAAGGGAGAUAGUGAAGGAAUUUGGUAUAAAGAGCUCAGUGCCAAAAUUAGGAGCUGUUUCUCGGCCAUGGCAGGAGCUGGGCAGGGACCUGCAGCUUUUUGCCUGGCUGUGGGUUUAGGGGUUUUUUUUUGCUGUCGUUUGAUCCCUAAGAUGCCUGUGAGGUGUUUAAAGAGUUUAAGGUAACAUUUGAGAGGUCGAAUUUAGGACUGUAAGCAACAAAACUCAGGAGGGAACCUAAGCAAGGGUGCUCAGAGCUGCAAGAAACACCGCUCACUUUUCCUUUUGGGUGACCAUUGCAUUUGGGCUCCUCCAUAGUGUCUGUUUUGCUUUCUGCCUCGUGACGUGGGAUUACCAGCUGGUUCCAAAGAAACACUGAGAUCUCACUCAGCUGUCAGCUGAAGAGCAGCCAAGGCAUCGACGAUGACUGCCGAGAGCACCGAACCCAAUGGCCCCAUGCGGGAGCCGACGGUGGGGGGCACAAAGCCGUCAGCCCCCCCUGCCCCACCGCGGCGCCGAGGCCGAAGGCUGCGACGGAAGUCACUGCCAGAGGUGGCGGUGAAGGGACAGCUUCGCAUGCGCUCACCGUCGGGAGCCUUCGUCAUGGUGGGCAUCUCGGUGGUCUUGGUAGGCAUGACCAUUGCCGUGGUGGGCUACUGGCCCCACCGGGGGCAUGGAGGUGCUGGGGCUGGAGCGAGGAACGCCAGCACGGCUGGGGACAUGAGGAGGGAGGUGGUUGCUGGGCGUCCCGCGCCCCACAAUGAGAAGCUGAAGCUGAUCGGCCCUGUCAUCAUGGGCAUCGGGCUCUUCAUCUUCAUCUGUGCCAACACCAUGCUCUACGAGAACAGGGACAUGGAGACCCGCAUGCUGAUGCAGAAAGGCCUCUACUGCAUGGCCACGGAUCUCCCCAAGGAGACCAGCCCCAAGGAUGAGGACACCCGGCUGGUACCCAAAGCCAGCCCUGAGUGCUUGGAGGGCUGCUAUGAAGUGGACCUGUCGUUGAGCAGCAAGUGGGCUGAUGGCUUUGGCCCCAACAGGCUGCAGACCACAGCUGAGCUCAUGCAGUGCCCGGGGGCAUCACCAGCAGCCUCCCUCCUCAGCCUCCACUCGGAGGCAAACCUUGGGCUCUCGGCCACCGUCGGGGCCUUGGCGUUGCCCAUCAUCAAGCUCAACAACCGCUUGCUGGAUGCCGCCUCACGGGCGGCCAACGGGAUGACAGAGGGAGCCCAGCUCCCCGCCGAAGGCCCGGCGCCCUCCUGUGCCCUGCUGUCCCCCAGCGGCGGCAGCAUCGCAGCUCGGGGCCUGGAGAACCACGGCGGCCACGUCGUCAUCAACGUGGAGGACGGUGGCCCCAUGGUGCAUGCGGGCCCCGACGCUCAGCCCCACAACCCUGGCCACUCCAAGUCCCUGGACCUGGGCCGGCCGGGGGUGCUGCUGGUGGCUCCCAUCAAGGACCGUAAAAACCGGAGUUGGCCCCGGCUCGAUCACGUCAACGCGGUGGCUUAUGCCAAACUGGAGAACUGGGGGGAGUCCUUGGACCGGCUACUGGAGACCAACGGGACACCACACCAUGCUGAGCCCCGGCCCAGCUCCUGGGUGGUGGGCAUGGAGGGGGGCUCGCGGGUCUGACGGCCCCGGGGUUGAGGGUUUGAAGCAGACUUUUGAUGCUGAGAGAUCCCCGAGCCUGGGGAGGGCUCCCGGGUUGGGACCUUUGCUCCUCCUCGCCUGCCUCCUCUUCCUCACCACCUUCCCUGGGAUGCUCUCAGUCUUACAAAGCCCUUCUGCUGGCAGCCUUCCUGGAGGAGCCCUCACUUGUAGACCCGCGGUGGACCAUGGCAUGGGGUCGGGGUGAGCAAAGCACAGAUGGGUCCCUUUGCCCAACCCAAAGGGAAUCUUGCUUGAGCAGAGCCUGACAGGGCCAUUAAAUGUUACCUUGAUGCCA
Tympanuchus pallidicinctus (lesser prairie-chicken) is the source of this 6094-nucleotide messenger RNA. RefSeq names its product transmembrane protein 200B (gene TMEM200B). Bases 4576 to 5781 code for a protein of 401 amino acids. The record is from RefSeq and is a predicted model, not a curated record. The transcript is spliced from 2 exons. Lineage: Eukaryota; Metazoa; Chordata; Aves; Galliformes; Phasianidae.